Messenger RNA from Didymodactylos carnosus, 1467 nucleotides. NCBI's taxonomy places the organism in Eukaryota, Metazoa, Rotifera, Eurotatoria, Philodinida, Philodinidae. The record is from the annotation of a GenBank genome assembly.
AUGGCUACGAAUAGUCCCACAACAAUAACUGAAUCAGAUGCUGAUACAGAUUAUAAAGUAGCAGAAAAUAACGUUGCACAAGACGAAUAUGACGAUGAACGAACAAUUGAUGAAGAAGAACAAAAUCAAACAAUGUCAGCUGAAGAUAUUCAAAGUGAACUGGCAGAACUACAAGCCGAAAGUGAAAUGCCAAUUAGUGAAUUAUUGAAAUUAUAUAGUUUUGUACCAAAUACCACCUCGAAUCGUGUACAACGAAAUUUGGAUGAAUCGUCCAUGUCGUCUACAGAUGAAAGUACAUCAACUAGUCAUGAUGCUGAAUAUCAAAAUUUAUUAACAAAUAAUACAACUGGUCAGUUAUGGAAAGUAAAUAAACAUUCUGUCAUUCUCACACAAAAUUUAAUGAAAAAUCAAAAAAUUUCUUAUUUAGGCACAUCGGAUGGAAAUGAUGAAGAAGAUACGGAUCCAUCAUAUUCAUUAGAGUGGCAAAAAUCGAUAAGUGUUGGAGAUCAAUUUCAAGCACUUGUUCCAGAACUUACAGCAAAUAAUAGUAACACAUCAAUCGACAAAGAUCAGACUGACAUUUUUGGCCAAUUACUAUGGUCUCCCAGUAAUAUCGAUGAUGCAUUAAUAGAUCAGUAUCUUAAAGAGGCUUGUAAAGAAUUUCCAACAGCUGAUCAGGAAGUGGCAUUAGAAAUAUUUAUGUCGUGUUCAUACGAGUUAGAUCAAGCUUUAGAAAAAUUUCGCGUAUCAAACAAAAAUAUUUUUUCUAUGACACCGUGGUCUAUAAAUGAAUGUGAUUUGUUUGAAAAAUGUUUUAAAGAAUAUGGCAAAGAUUUCUAUAAAAUGCAUUUAUUUAAAUUGACAAAUCGUAGUGUACGUGAGUUAGUUAAUUUUUACUAUAUUUGGAAAAAAACGGAGCGACAUGAUAUAUUUGUACAAAAAAAUCCAGUGGAAAAACGACGUUUUCAUCUUCAUCCAUUCGUAACUGAUUAUCUUGAGAAAUUUCUUGAUGAACAAGAACAACAAUUGAUGAAUACUCACGAUAAUGGCGGAGUGACAUCAUCCAAUUCCUUGCUAUCGGCUGAUAUAAAACGACGUUCACCCUUGCCUAAUUCAAUAGCGUCAAUCACAUCACCUGACAAACGCCCAAAUGAGACUAUUGAAAUAUCCAUGAAUAAACGACGUUGUACAGUGGAACAUGAGAAUAGUUCAAUUUUGACAAAAAAUAAUAAUACAUUGCCAGCUGUUUUACUGGAUACAUUUGUUCCUUCUCAAGAGAAUGGAGGUGAAAAACAGACUAAAGUAAAAAAAAGUGUUAAAACAACAACAUCAAUUGUCGUUACGAAAGAGACUGUUGCACCAUCAAAUGAUGAUGUGUUAGCACAACCAACGUCAAACAUUCCCAAUACUAUUAUUCAAGAGCCAAAUCAAAAUGAUUCUGUUGUCUCAGAUUUGAAACCUGUAUAA